Hippocampus comes (tiger tail seahorse) is the source of this 574-nucleotide messenger RNA. It is a transcript of the gene insl5a, whose product is annotated as insulin-like 5a. Gene Ontology annotation, molecular function: G protein-coupled receptor binding; hormone activity. Bases 153 to 479 code for a protein of 108 amino acids. Gene Ontology annotation, cellular component: extracellular region. The record is from RefSeq and is a predicted model, not a curated record. The transcript has 2 exons. Lineage: Eukaryota; Metazoa; Chordata; Actinopteri; Syngnathiformes; Syngnathidae.
GAUACUCCACUUCCUGCAACAGAAAGAUGGAUGUGUAUAUAGUGAGGAGAGUAGAGUCGCAUCCAGAAGAGAGGAGAUCCACGCACAAAAAAGAUCUCAUUCAGAGCAUCAGCGGUCGGUUUAAGAGACAAAAGCCAAUUUAGGCAUCCAGGAUGCGUGCUCUUGUGGUCUUCCCUCUGCUGCUUUGUGCCAUCGCCUGUGUGAGCCCAGCAAGAGCGGAGGUCAAAGCGGUGAAACUGUGCGGCCGAGAGUUCCUGAGAGCUGUCGUGUACACCUGCGGAGGAUCCCGCUGGAGGAGGUUCCAAGCUGAGUCAGACAUGGAUGGUCUAUCCACAGGGGAGGAGAACAGUUUGGACAGUUUGUCAAGCAUCAGGAACCACCCAGGCUCAGACUUGACCAGACGGGAUAUGAACAACAUCCUGACGACAGUGUGCUGCCAGGUUGGCUGCAGGAAGAGCGACCUCACCUUCCUCUGCUGAAGACGGCCAUGCAUGGCAUCAUCGUUUCUUCUCCAAGUGACCAAAAAGUAAUCAGUCUUGCCUUAAUUGAAAUAAAAUCCAAAUGUAAAUCACAA